CGCCCGGGCGACCCUGGGACUUUGCUUUGCCCCCCGCAGGCGCGCGCCCAGUGCUGGUGCCUCUGGAGCAGCCGUCAUGAGACCCUCGGCCGUCCUCCUGGCUGUGGCUCUGGCCGCCGUCCUGGCUCCCGGGGCCGGGCUGCCCGUCGGCCGGCAGGGCCCCCGGAACAAGCUGCUCCUGGUGUCCUUCGACGGCUUCCGCUGGGACUACGACCAGGACGUGGAGACCCCCAACCUGGACGCCAUGGCGCUCGACGGCGUGAAAGCCCGCUACAUGACCCCUGCCUUCGUCACCAUGACCAGCCCCUGCCACUUCACCCUGGUCACCGGCAAGUACAUCGAGAACCACGGCGUGGUCCACAACAUGUUCUACAACACCACCAGCAAGGUCAAGCUGCCCUACCACGCCACGCUGGGCAUCCAGAGGUGGUGGGACAACGGCAGCGUGCCCAUCUGGAUCACGGCCCAGAGGCAGGGCCUGCGGACCGGCUCCUUCUUCUACCCUGGCGGGAACGUCACCUACCAAGGCACGGCCGUGACGCUGAGCCGGAAGGAGGGCGUCCUGCACAACUACAAGAACGAGACGGAGUGGAGGGCCAACAUCGACACGGUGAUGCGGUGGUUCACGGAGGAGGGCCUGGACCUGGUCACGCUCUACUUUGGGGAGCCGGACUCCACGGGCCACAGGUACGGCCCCGACUCCCAGCAGAGGAGGGACAUGGUGAAGCAGGUGGACAGGACGGUGGGUUACCUCCGCGACGGCAUCCGGCGCAGCGGCCUGGAGGGCGGCCUCAACCUCAUCGUCACGUCCGACCACGGCAUGACCACCGUCAACAAGAAGGCCGGCGACCUGGUGGAGUUCCACAAGUUCCCCAACUUCACCUUCAAGGACAUCGAGUUCGAGCUGCUGGACUACGGCCCCAACGGGAUGCUGCUCCCCAAGGAGGGGCGGCUGGAGGCCGUCUACCAGGCCCUCAAGGACGCGCACCCCAGACUCCACGUCUACAAGAAGGAGUCCUUCCCCGAGUCCUUCCACUACGCCAACAACCCCAGGGUCACGCCUCUGGUCAUGUACAGCGACCCCGGCUACGUCAUCCACGGGAGACUGAACGUGCAGUUCAACAACGGGGAGCACGGCUUCGACAACCAGCACAUGGACAUGAAGACCAUCUUCCGGGCCAUGGGCCCCAGCUUCCGCAAGGGCCUGGAGGUGGAGCCCUUCGAGAGCGUGCACGUGUACGAGCUGCUGUGCCGGCUGCUGGGCAUCGUGCCCGAGGCCAACGACGGGGCCCUCAGCACCCUGCUGCCCAUGCUCAUGCCCGAGGCCGGCAGCACCCCGUCACCCACACCCCACGCAGGAACUUCGGGAGUCCCCGGCACGCUCUCGACGCGUGUCACCAGCUCAGGAGAGAGACCAGGGCCCGCCCUCCCGCCCCUGACCGCAGGGGUGCUGCUGGCUGCACUGCUCCUGGCCAAAGCCGCGUAG
Phyllostomus discolor (pale spear-nosed bat) is the source of this 1486-nucleotide messenger RNA. It is a transcript of the gene ENPP7, whose product is annotated as ectonucleotide pyrophosphatase/phosphodiesterase 7. NCBI's taxonomy places the organism in Eukaryota, Metazoa, Chordata, Mammalia, Chiroptera, Phyllostomidae. The transcript is spliced from 6 exons. The record is from RefSeq and is a predicted model, not a curated record. Bases 77 to 1486 code for a protein of 469 amino acids.